AUGGCCCACAAGGGUGGCUUUGAAGCCCUCAAUAGAACAUUAAAAGAUAUAAGAGGAUAUAAUAAUUUGAUGGGUGGAGUCACUGUGCUGCUAGCAGGAGAUUUUCGGCAAACAUUACCCGUUAUACCUAGGGGUACAAGGGCUGAUGAAGUAAAGUCAUGUCUAAAAGCUUCGUAUUUGUGGCCACAUAUCCAGAAAAUUGCACUUCAUAAAAAUAUGAGGGUUCAUGUGAAAGGUGACACAUCUGCUGGGAUUUUCGCUGAAAUGUUACUUAAAAUAGGAGACGGAAAUUUCCCUUCAUUGGAAUGUGAGAUCACUAUUCCCUCAAAUUUGUGUACAGUUGUUAGCUCUUUAUCAGAACUAACUUCCAGAAUUUAUCCAGAUAUAAUAAAUAUCAAGAUGAAACCCAUCGAAUGGUUGUGCGAGCGAGCCAUCUUAACUCCAAAGAACGACAAGGCAGCCGAAAUCAAUGAAAUUCUACUAAAGGCAUUUAAUGAAAAAGCUGUUGAAUAUAAAUCUUUUGAUUCUGUGAUCCAAUCAGAUGAUGCUGUCCAUUACCCUUUAGAAUUUCUUAAUACUCUGAAUCCUUCUGGUCUUCCAUCACAUAAACUUAUCCUUAAAAUUGGAGCACCUAUAAUGUUACUAAGAAAUCUUAACCCACCUAAAUUGUGUAAUGGAACUAGAUUGCAAGUUAAAUCUCUGCACAAAAAUGUAAUAGAAGCUAUAGUUAUCACUGGGUGUGCUAGAGGAGAUAUAGUUUUAAUCCCGAGAAUAACGUUAAUUCCAACUGAUUAUCCCUUUGAGUUUAAAAGAAUACAAUUCCCAAUCAAAGUUUGCUUGGCUAUGACUAUUAAUAAGUCUCAAGGACAAUCAUUGAGCAUGGCAGGGAUUGACUUAAGAGAAGAAUGUUUUUCACAUGGACAGUUCUAUGUCGCAUGUUCUAGAGUUAGCUCUGCCAGUAGUUUGGUUAUUUUAGCACCAAAAGGCAGUACCAAAAAUACUGUUUAUAAAGAGGUAUUGAGAUGA
Metopolophium dirhodum (rose-grain aphid) is the source of this 1026-nucleotide messenger RNA. RefSeq lists its product as uncharacterized. Gene Ontology annotation, molecular function: DNA helicase activity. Gene Ontology annotation, biological process: telomere maintenance; DNA repair. Bases 1 to 1026 code for a protein of 341 amino acids. The record is from RefSeq and is a predicted model, not a curated record. Lineage: Eukaryota; Metazoa; Arthropoda; Insecta; Hemiptera; Aphididae. The transcript has a single exon.